Molecule: messenger RNA, 709 nt
Organism: Trifolium pratense (red clover)
Lineage: Eukaryota; Viridiplantae; Streptophyta; Magnoliopsida; Fabales; Fabaceae
Exons: 2
Coding region: 38-442 (134 amino acids)
Biological process (GO): innate immune response
Source: RefSeq, a predicted model, not a curated record
UGAAAAAAAAACAUUGAAUAGCAAUUAAAGCACAAGAAUGGGAAACAAAGAUCAGUCAAGAAGAACAAUGGAAGAAACAUCAACAAAUGAAGAGGUAGAGGCUACAAAUGAGAAGAAUACCACUUUUUAUCUUUACCAUCCAUGUUCUCUACUCCAAAAAUUCCUUGGAACUCUCUUCAAAUGUUUAGGCUUUGAGAUUGAAACCAACAAAAAAGAACAUGAUGAGGUAAAAUCUCCUUCAGAUACAGAAGAGGAUGUUAGAACUGAUGACAACACAACAAGUGAACAUGAAAGUUCCCAAAAAGUUCUUGCAUGUGCAGAACAAAAGGAAUGUUCAUCGAGUACUACUUCAAGUUUUCAAUUUAUCAGAACUUUGAUAAUUAGGCGUGGUGGACCAAGAAGAUCAGGAUCUAGUUCGGGAUCAGGUCCUGGGAUUAAUUAACUAACUAAUCCAGUAGUUGAUUCUGAUGUAUUAGUAGUAAUCUAGUAGUAGAAACAAAAAUAUCGUUCCAUAGAUUCUUUUUCUAUAUUGUUUCAACAUACAAUCUUUCUAUCCUUCCCUAGGGGCUUUCUAUGUAAGAACUUUUGUCUAUGUGUGGAAAUUAACUAUCUAUAUGUGCAUGACAGUAUGACACUACUAAAUAAUGUUCCCCGUUACCUUUGGAUCGAUUUUGAAGCAAGAAUUUACAUAAACAACGAAUGAUUUAAA